This is a messenger RNA of Micropterus salmoides (largemouth bass), 6092 nucleotides long. It is a transcript of the gene matr3l1.1, whose product is annotated as matrin 3-like 1.1. NCBI's taxonomy places the organism in Eukaryota, Metazoa, Chordata, Actinopteri, Centrarchiformes, Centrarchidae. The coding region runs from base 183 to 5903 and encodes 1906 amino acids. Gene Ontology annotation, molecular function: zinc ion binding; RNA binding. The record is from RefSeq and is a predicted model, not a curated record. The transcript has 22 exons.
CGCCCGGAAAAAGAAGAAGAAGAAGAAGAAGAAGAAGCUGCUUCUUGUGAUGUUAGCUUGUGAAAAAGCAGCUCGACUCUUUUCUUCGCUAAAAACAACGUUUUCCCUCGUGGACUUUUUGCUUCGUGUGUGUAUCAGCGGGUGAAACUGAAGGAAACGCCCCGAGCGUUUCUCCUCCCAUCAUGUCUCACAACUACCCGUACAGACAGCCGCCGCCUGACUCCGAUCUCAGACCUGAUCCUGGACCUUACAGUUCUUCCGACCGCCGCCACGCCUCGUCAGACCGUGACUUUUUCAGGGCGCCUCAGGAGUCUUUCUCUUCGCCCUACUCGUCCUCUUCGUCCUCCAGAGGAGCUCAGUGGUCGCAGGACGGUGCUCUCAACAUCCUGAGCAGCUGCGGUCUGGAGCCCGGCGACCUGGCUCUGCUGGCCGAGCUGCCCGAGGACGUCCUGACCGUCGAGUCCCUGCCUCAUGUCCUCAAUCAGAUCAAAGGAAAGAGGGGGACCAUCAAACCUUUCCCUCCCAACGCUCUGUCUUCUUCCUCCUCCUCUUAUACCCCCAGCUCCGCCCGCCGCACCUCCGUCAGCCCCUCCACCAGCGACUGGGACCAUCACCGCAGCCAGCUGGUCCGGUAUCCGCUGGACCGGGUAUCACCCAGUCCUCUUCCUUUUGAACAGGAUCUGGACCUGGACCGCUGGGGAAAUCCCAGGACCUGCAGCGCUGCCAGAGCCGACCCACCAUCAUCAUCUUCAUCCAGCUACGUGGUGGACUUCCACAGACCAGGGCCCUCUGAGUAUGGUAAGGCAGUCAGAGAGGCUGGUCGGGUGUCCUCUCAAGACUACAACCACAGACCAGGGCCCUCUGAGUUUGGUAAGACGGGCAGAGAUGCCAGUCCUGUUUCCUCUCGGGACCAGCCCUCUUUCAGCUCGGCAGAAAGAGGCACGGGAAAUCCUUCUUCCCAUUUCUCUCAGCCUGGACCAGCUGGUCACAUGUCAGCCCCUCCUCCUGAAGACUACCAUCUGAACACCUGUGGGAGGCACCGGGAGUCUCAGACCUCUUCCAUCAGGAGCUGGCCCUCCGCCUCGAUGCCCUCCAGGAAAGAAGCACGGGACUUCCACGGGACUUCUCCGACGGUGUUCCCGUACUCGUGCUCUCUAUGUGAUAUCAUUGUGAUGUCAGAGAAGGUGUGGAUUAAACACAUAAACGGCACUCAGCAUGCAGACGGACAGCUCAGCCUGCUGCAACAGUUUCCUGACUGGGACUGUCGCAUGGAGACAGUCAACAGGGCCGACAGCCAAUCAGAGAAGUGGAAGGUUGAAGGCAAACCUGGCCGGCAGCCCCAGACGUCCAAUCGGAGCUCCAAGUCGCAGGCAAAUAAAACCCUCCAGAAGAAGACAGAGAAAAGUAAAGUGGUGUGCGUAAAGUUUCCGGCUCAGUCUGUGGACGAGACGUACCUGAGAAAACUGACAGAACCGUUCGGAAAGAUCGUGAAGAUCCUAAUGUUCCCAUCUUUAGCGUUUGUGGAGCUGGGCUCUGUCGAUCAGGCGAAGGACUUGGUGAAGUUUCACGUUAACUAUCCUCCAACUGUGAACGGAGAGCAGAUGGAGUUCAGCAUCUCCAGCACCUUCGGCUUCCUCCAGAGUUCUCGGGUGGUGAGUUUCUCUCCGGUUCCAACAGGAGAGGACUGCCAAUCAGAUCUGUUCACCAUCAUCAAACGCUUCGGCACUCCUCUCUACAGCCUGUUCCUGCCGUCUAAGGCGUUCAUAGAGAUGAAAAAUACUCCUGAUGCUCAGAAGAUGGUGGAUUAUUAUUCCUCCAACCCUCUGAAGAUCAAUAACGACGUCAUCAACGUUUCCUUCUCUGUAGAAUACAAGAGCCUCAUGCGGGUCGCAGCGUCUAAGAGGUACGAAGAGGAAAGCUGCUCAACCAAGAGGACGAGGAGUUCGAGCCUGGACAAAGAAGACAAGACGGCAGAGACCAAGAGGCGGAGGGGGGAGGAGGAGGAGGAGGAGGAGGAGGGAGUGAAAUCCAGCAGAACCAGAACCAGGUCUGAAUCCGGAGAAAAGUCCACUAAAGAAAAUCCAGCUAGAUCCAGGUCCCGAGAAAAGUCCACUAAAGAAAAUCCAGCUAGAACCAGUUCUGACCCCGGAGAAAAGUCCACUAAAGAGAAACCGGCUAGAUCCAAGUCCAGAGAAAAGUCCACUAAAGAGAAAACGACCAAAACCAGUUCUGACCCUGGAGAAAAGUCCACUAAAGAGAAAACGAACAAAACCAGUUCUGACCCCGGAGAAAAGUCCACUAAAGACAAACCAGAUAGAACCAGGUCCAAGUCCAGAGAAAAGUCUACUAAAGAGGAAACAACCAGAACAAGGUCCAGCUCCACAGAAAAGUCCACUGAAGAGAAAAGGUCUAGAACCAGUUCUGAAUCCGGAGAAAAAUCUAGAGAAAGGUCCAGCAGACAGAAGAGGUCCAGGUCCAGAGAGAAAGGCAGCAGAGACGAGAGGACCAGAACCAGGUCCAGGUCCAGAGAGAAAGGCAGCAGAGACGAGAGGACCAGAACCAGGUCCAGGUCCAGAGAGAAUGGCAGCAGAUACGAGAGGACCAGAACCAGGUCCAGGUCCAGAGAGAAAGGCAGCAGAGACGAGAGGACCAGAACCAGGUCCAGGUCCAGAGAAAAGUCGGUACCAGAGAAAACGGAGACGACCGACACAGAGUCCAGGACUGAUCCUGAUCCAGCUCCUGCCACAGACUCCAGACCUGAACCUGUAGACAAAGAACAAACUGAAGAGGAAGCAGAGUCGUCUGCAGAGGAGAGCGACAUCGAGGGGAUGGAGGUGAUCGGAGAGGAUGGAGAGAAUCUGGAGGAUGCCGACGUGGAAGAGGAGGAGGAGGAGGAAGACGACAAGAUGGAGGAAGCUGCAGAGAGAACAGACUCACCUGAAGAAGAUCAAGAGAAGGAGGUGAAGGACGGAGAGGCUGAUGAUCAGGAGCAGCAGGAGGAGAAGAUGGUGGUGAAGGAGGAGCCGGAGAAACCGGUGGUGAAGGAGGAGGAGCAGGAGAAACCGGUGGUGAAGGAGGAGGAGCAGGAGAAACCGGUGGUGAAGGAGGAGGAGCAGGAGAAACCUGUGGUGAAGGAGGAGGAGCAGGAGGAAGAAUCAGAAUCCAGCAGAGGAGCAGAGGAGACGUCAGAGACUCGGCUGGAGGACGACGAGGAGGAACCGGAUUUCCCAGUAGACCUGGAGAACUGCAUCACUCUGGAUGAGCUGGAAGAGGACCAGUCUGAUGACCAAGAAGAAGUCGUCAGAGAGGAACGCGAGCGUCGGUCCACCCGAGUGAUUUACUUCAGAAACCUCCCGCUGCGUUUCUUCACCGACGUCGAGUUCAUCGACCUGGUGAAAGAAUUUGGGACGCCGGUGCGCUACAUCAUGGCCAGCCAUCGCCAGAAGGGUUUCAUCGAGAUGUCGACUUCUUCAGAGGCUCAGAGAGCCGUUAAACAGCUAACCUCUAAACCUGUCAUCUUCAACUCCUCCAGACUCGUGAUCCAGAUCUCCAACAAAUACAAAAGACUCAUCAACGGGUGGGCAGUUCAGACGGCCAAGGACUCAGCCGAGGGGAAGAGAAGCGAGCGCAGGAGGAGCGAGAGACGGAACAGGGACGAGUCCAACAGGAAGUCCUCGAAGAAGACUCCAGAGAAAGAGGCAACGUCCAAAACAGCCAGCCAGAAAGACUCUGCAUCUUCAAAGACUCUAGAGAAAGAGUCAGUAUCUAAAAGGACUCUAGAGAAAGAGGCAACGUCCAAAACAGCCAGCCAGAAAGAGUCAGUAUCUAAAAGGACUCUAGAGAAAGAGUCAGUAUCUAAAAGGACUCCAGAGAAAGACUCUGCAUCUACAAAGACUCUAGAGAAAGACUCUGCAUCUACAAAGACUCUAGAGAAAGACUCUGCAUCUACAAAGACUCUAGAGAAAGAGUCAGUAUCUAAAAGGACUCCAGAGAAAGACUCUGCAUCUUCAAAGACUCUAGAGAAAGACUCUGCAUCUUCAAAGACUCUAGAGAAAGACUCUGCAUCUUCAAAGACUCUAGAGAAAGACUCUGCAUCUUCAAAGACUCUAGAGAAAGACUCUGCAUCUACAAAGACUCUAGAGAAAGACUCUGCAUCUACAAAGACUCUAGAGAAAGACUCUGCAACUACAAAGACUCUAGAGAAAGACUCUGCAUCUUCAAAGACUCUAGAGAAAGACUCUGCAUCUUCAAAGACUCUAGAGAAAGACUCUGCAUCUACAAAGACUCUAGAGAAAGACUCUGCAUCUUCAAAGACUUUAGAGAAAGACUCUGCAACUACAAAGACUCUAGAGAAAGACUCUGCAACUACAAAGACUCUAGAGAAACAGACAACGUCCAAAACAGCCAGCCAGAAAGAGUUGUCAUCUUCAAAGACUCUAGAAAAAGACUCUGCAUCUAAAAAGACUCUAGAAAAAGACUCUGCAUGUCAAAAGACUCUAGAGAAAGACUCUGCAUCUACAAAGACUCUAGAGAAAGACUCUGCAUCUACAAAGACUUUAGAGAAAGAGACAACGUCCAAAACAGCCAGCCAGAAAGAGUUGUCAUCUUCAAAGACUCUAGAGAAAGACUCUGCAUCUACAAAGACUCUAGAGAAAGACUCUGCAUCUACAAAGACUCUAGAGAAAGAGACAACGUCCAAAACAGCCAGCCAGAAAGAGUUGUCAUCUUCAAAGACUCUAGAGAAAGAGUUAGUAUCUAAAAGGACUCUAGAGAAAGACUCUGCAACUACAAAGACUCUAGAGAAAGACUCUGCAACUACAAAGACUUUAGAGAAAGACUCUGCAACUACAAAGACUCUAGAGAAAGACUCUGCAACUACAAAGACUUUAGAGAAAGACUCUGCAACUACAAAGACUCUAGAGAAAGACUCUGCAACUACAAAGACUUUAGAGAAAGACUCUGCAACUACAAAGACUCUAGAGAAAGACUCUGCAACUACAAAGACUCUAGAGAAAGAGUCAGCCAGCAAGAGGUCUUCAGAUAAGGACUCUGUGUCCAGAAAACAUCUAGAGGAGUCAUCAGAAAAAAAGACUCCAGAGAAAGAGUCAACAUCCAAAACAGCCAGUAAGAAAUCUUUAGAAAAGGAAAAAACCAGAACGUCCAUAAGACAUCCAGAGAAGUCAAAAGUAAAAAAGGAAUCCGUUGCCAAAAACACGCCGGAAAAGAAGUCCAGAACAACACCAGAGACGGAGUUGGCCAAGAAAAAGGAGUCCAAUACAGCAUCUAAGAAGAGUCCAGAAAGAGAGUCGUGUGACAAAAAGAGUCAAGAAAAAGACGACCAGAAGACGUCCAGGACACCGGGGGAGGAGGAGGACGCUGGCGAAGCUGCCGGUAAAAAGAGUCCAGAAAAGGAGUCGUUGCCUCAAACAAGUCAAGAAAACAAGACAUUAAAAAGGAAAAGGACUCGUGAAAAUGACUCGGCGUCUGAGAAAAAAGAAAAGAAGAAGAAAGAGUCUGUGAGUGAUGACAUAAAACAGGAGGCUGUAGAAGAAGAAACGUUACAGAUCAAGAUGGAAGAAUCAGAGGAGGAGACGUCUGAACCGGGACUGAAGGAUCAACCAGACUCAAAACCACAAACUGAACAGAAACCUGAUGAUCGGCUGCAGGACUCUGAGGUGCAAGUGGAGCCACGAUGCGGACCUGCAGGGGGCGCCGCCCAGCCGCAGAAACCCACCACACCUGUUGGAACGGAGUUUGUUCGGCCGGUCGUCGGUUAUUUCUGUAACUUGUGUCAGCUGAUCUACGCCGACGAGGACGAAGCCAAACUGCAGCACUGCAGCAGCCUCGCACACUACAGGAAGUACCAGGAGAAGACGGGGAAAAACCCGUGGGCGCUGAGCUGAAGGCGAAACAGCAACAGACGCUGAUUCAUUUCAGCACUUUGUUGGGGUCAUUUAUUUAAUUUGUCUGGACGACACUUUUGUUUCUUUGUGUUUCUUCUGUUCGUCUGGAAAUCAGCUGCUUUUAGUUUUGUUCAUGUUUUGAUGGUCAAACUGUAAAAUUACUUUCUAAUAAACAAAAAAACCAAACAA